AUGAGUACAUCAGUUACUACUAGCAUUCAACAGUUUCCUUUGCUAUCAGGAGGAAGGAGUGUCACCGAAGGGGCUAAAUUGCGUAGAAAUCUAACACAAGUUACGUGGGCUCAUGCCGUGAACGAUGCUGAAUACCUGACCCGUGUUCUCGACGGCGACAUCCAGUUCAUAGAAUGUGACAUCUCUUUGGGCUAUCUAAAGGAAGACGUGAACAGAGAAAAUGAGAUACCCAUAAUGGCCCAUCCUCCGGCCACCGAGUCCGACAUAUCGCUCGAAACGUUCCUGCAGCGCGUAUUGCAAUACAACCAACAAGUUGACGCCGUUUCGAAAGUGAAGGGAAUUAAACUAGAUUUCAAAUCGAUCGGAGCAUUCGAGCGAUCUAUUGAUAUCAUCCGGUCCGCCUACGACAUGGCCAAAUUCGCCACAUGGAUCAACGCCGACAUUCUUCCCGGUCCGGUGGAUAACACGGCCACGGUGCCGGUAGAUCCGGUGCGAUUUUUUGCCGCUGCAAGGCGACUGGGUAAAGCAACACUUUCGAUCGGUUGGACCACACGUUGGGGUGCCGAUUUUACGGAUGGUGCCUACACGGAACAGCACGUGGAUGCUAUGGCUUCCGCCAUUCAUUCGAACGGUAUCGACCACGCUGGAAACGCAAUCACAUUUCCCGUUAGGGCAGGAAUUGUGGGGAGCAGCCUCACGAACAUGCUUCGAUUAUUUUGCGCAGUAAAAGAUACUAACGAUGUAACUUUUACCAUUUGGUCAAGCGACAAUGAUGCGGUAAAUGUGGAAAAGUUGCGUGAAUUUAUCUUCACCGUAGGUCUCGAUCGAACCUACGUGGAUGUGCCGGAAGCAUUACACCGGGCGCUUCAUCUCGACGAAAGUGCGUUUAAGGACAGCUGCAAAAAGACCGUAGAUGCUAGAUGUUAUGAGCCGUGA
Anopheles cruzii is the source of this 936-nucleotide messenger RNA. Its product is annotated as protein FAM151B. The coding region runs from base 1 to 936 and encodes 311 amino acids. The record is from RefSeq and is a predicted model, not a curated record. Lineage: Eukaryota; Metazoa; Arthropoda; Insecta; Diptera; Culicidae. The transcript is spliced from 3 exons.